Messenger RNA from Prorocentrum cordatum, 189 nucleotides. NCBI's taxonomy places the organism in Eukaryota, Dinophyceae, Prorocentrales, Prorocentraceae. The record is from the annotation of a GenBank genome assembly.
GCGGUGGGCGCGGACGUGUUCCUGGUGAUCUCGCUGGUGGGCUCGGACAUCGGCCCUGCGAAGCAGGUCGUGUCGACCCUCUACGAGGGCCAGCUGCCCCUGCCCAUCGUCGUGCUGCUGCUGGAGAUAACGGACCAGCCCGGCGACCUGCCCUCGCCGGACGACGCCGAGCGCUUGGCGGACGAGACG